UGUUGAUGAAUGGAUGGAUAUCAAAACAAGUGGAAGUUUACCGGAUGCCUGGAUCAUCGGAUUCAAUCCGUUUAAUUUAAAGACAAAUGGAUCACUUACAGAGCUCAACCUGAACACCAUUCUCAAAUCGACAGCAUCAACUUCGCUUACCCAAACAUGUCUGAUUGAAAUAACAUCAACCCAUGCGCUGGUGACCUACGGUUGCAAUCUCUACUCACACUCUGCCAUCGUUGAGAGUACCCACGAGACGGAAUUCAACAGUCCUAUAGUGAAACUGUCGGCCAGUACCUGGCACUGUUUGGUGCUGCUGGAAAACGGCGAUCUAUUCAAGUACGACAUCAACCAGCACAGAUCUCGCCGAUUAGAUUUUCUAACCGUUGAAAACCGAGCCGAAUCAACGGAUCCAGAUCGAAUUGUUCACAUCGCGUGCGGGGAUUGUUUGUCGGUUGCUAGCACCAGAGGUGGAGAGGUUUUUACUAUUCCAAACAAAACAUUUACUUUUCCGCGACAUGUACGAAUUGUUAAGUUGGUAGCAGGAUUAGAGCAUUGUUUGCUCCUGACCGGAAAUGGCGAUGUCUACAGCUGGGGUGGUGGAUUGCGCGGCCAGUUAGGAAACGGUGAAAUAAAACCCCAUCAAGAGCAGCCAAAGCUGAUCGAGGCACUGGCUGGACUGAAAAUCGUGGACAUCGCCGCUGGUGGGUGGCAUUCGGGAGCCAUUUCUGCCUUCGGAGAUCUGUUCUGCUGGGGUUGGAACAGCAAAGGCCAGCUUGGUCAGAUUGACGAACAACAGCAAAAAGCAAGUGUGUUUUCUUUACCGCAAUUGGUCGAGAUUAGCGAUGGCGACGGAGAAGAUGUCAGUUUCGAGCAGGUUUACUGUGGAAUGUGUCACACGGUGGCGAUCGAUUCGAAAGGGUUGCUCUAUUUUGCUGGCAGUAAUCUUAGCACCCGUUUGGAUUUUACGAAAAUACAAAGAUGUCCUAAAUUAGGUGGAUUUGAACGAUUCGAAAACGGCUUGGACCGGGAAAAGAAAUUCAAAUUGAAAUGUGGGGCGAAUUCAAUUAUUUUGGUACAAGAGAGUUGAAUUCAUUUCGCCAAGAAAAGAUCUAGCGCGGAUUGCGCUAGCGACCGCCAGAUGGCUCUGCUGUACAAUCGACUUGUUUCCAGUAAUAAAUUCCUUGAUUUGAAA
Molecule: messenger RNA, 1186 nt
Organism: Malaya genurostris
Lineage: Eukaryota; Metazoa; Arthropoda; Insecta; Diptera; Culicidae
Product: E3 ubiquitin-protein ligase HERC2
Exons: 3
Coding region: 14-1081 (355 amino acids)
Source: RefSeq, a predicted model, not a curated record